AUGCAUUGGAUUGGAUCGAGCCAGGAGCCCCUUAGCCAGCAGAUGAACGCGUACAGGAUUCUGGCCAUCUUCUUCUUCGUCAACGCGGCGCUCUUCGUCUCCUGGCACGGGUCGCAGUGGCUGCAGCAGGGCGGGGCGGCCAAGGCCUCACAGCUCCAGCGCUCUGGCGGCGCCGCUGGCGCUGGCUCACAGGAUAUCUUCAGCGAGGCCAUCCAGAAGGGGGCCGCGGCCCUGCGCGAGGGCGUCGACCGCGGGCUGCGGCGCGCUGGCAUCAGCGGAUACGUGCUCGAGCUGAGCGAGCUGCAGCUGGGCAACUUCCCCGGCGGCACCGGCGACCUCUCCCUGCGCCUGCGCGUAGGUCGCGACGAGCAGCGCACCAAGGCACGGGAACCAGCGUCCGGGAGUUUGUCCGCACGGUUUGGCGAGGUAUUUCACGUGGAGGCCAGCAAGGACUCUCAAGGC
Prorocentrum cordatum is the source of this 462-nucleotide messenger RNA. The record is from the annotation of a GenBank genome assembly. NCBI's taxonomy places the organism in Eukaryota, Dinophyceae, Prorocentrales, Prorocentraceae.